Cricetulus griseus (Chinese hamster) is the source of this 1818-nucleotide messenger RNA. NCBI's taxonomy places the organism in Eukaryota, Metazoa, Chordata, Mammalia, Rodentia, Cricetidae. The record is from RefSeq and is a predicted model, not a curated record.
GUGGUCGUUUGUGACCAAAAGAGGGCGCCCAGAAUCCCCAGGCCUAUCCCCACCCCCUGCCCGGCCCCUUUCCUGCUUUUCUCCCCACCCGCCAACAGCACCCGCCAUUCUCCUGCUGAAGACAACGCAAAUUCUCAGGCAGGGUGUUCUCAUCAGCCUGGCUUUGAACUGCAGGCACACCCCCAUCGAGCAUGGCCAGUGUGGAUCAGCAUGAGGGCACCAUCCAGGUGCAGGGCCAGGGACUCUUCUUCAGAGAGGCUCGGCCUGGCAAUGGGCAGGCUGCUCGGUUUUCUGUGCUGCUGUUGCAUGGUAUCCGCUACUCCUCUGAGACCUGGCAGAACCUGGGUACUCUGCAUAGGCUGGCCGAGGCUGGCUACAGGGCUGUGGCCAUUGACCUACCAGGUCUUGGGCAUUCCAAGGAAGCAGCAGCUCCUGCUCCUAUUGGGGAAUUGGCCCCUAGCAGCUUCCUAGCAGCUGUGGUGGAUGCCUUGGAGCUGGGACCCCCAGUUGUGAUCAGUCCAUCACUAAGUGGCAUGUAUGCACUGCCCUUCCUGGUGGCUCCUGGGUCCCAACUCCGGGGCUAUGUACCAGUGGCUCCCAUCUGCACAGACAAAAUCAAGGCUGCUGACUAUGCCAGUGUUAAGACCCCAGCUCUGAUUGUAUAUGGAGACCAGGACCCCAUGGGUUCCUCCAGCUUUCAACAUCUGAAGCAGCUACCCAACCACAGAGUGCUGGUCAUGGAAAAGGCGGGGCAUCCUUGCUACCUGGACAAGCCUGAUGAGUGGCACACAGGGCUGCUGGAUUUCCUACAGGGGCUAGCAUGAGGCUCAGUCCUGCCUGCUCUGGGAUCUCCCACUGUCUUUUGGUCUCUGGCUUGAACCUCGCCUGCAACAGGUCUGUCUAUACAUCUGCCUGGGUUCCUGUCAUUUCUGCUUUUCUCUUGCAGUGACAGAUCAGAUCAAGGAGGUACAAUCAAGUGGAACCAGAUUCAAGGGGAGAAAUCUGAUUUCGGGUAAUCUCUGAGCUUCUCCUACAGGCUCCUUGCUUGGCUUUCGAUGCUUUACUGUUCUUUUCCUUUACCUCCUUCUUCAGCUGCUCUGCAGGCCAGACCUUCCCUGCACUCCCUCACCCCUCUCAGGCCACAGAAAACACACAUGUAUGAAUGCUUGUUUAGAGUCAUCCCACACCCAAACAGAGCCCUUCCCUUGGGACCAGUACAUGGGUCCACAUGACUGGAAUGAUACCCCCCCCCCCCCUUUCUUUUUUUUUUUUUUUUUUCGAGACAGGGUUUCUCUGUAGCUUUGGAGGCUGCCCGGGAACUCCCUCUUGUAGACCAGGCUGGUCUCGAAUUCACAGAGAUCCACCUGCCUCUGCCUCCCGAGUGCUGGGAUUAAAGGCGUGUGCCACCAACGCCGGGCGAUACCCCCAAUCUUGUACAGCUUUGCAUCACAUGCUUGCCCAUGUACACGGGCAAUUCCCUGUGAAGGAAGGUGAGAACCGUUUUAUGGGCCAGGCUUUGUAAAAGACUCACUUGCCAGGAUAAGGACGUGGCUAGCCCUAGGUUUUUCUCACCCACACGUUGAAACCGGUCCCAGACCAGAAUUGCUUCCUCAGAAGGGGAGGUACACCCCUCUGACUUUCAAAUAUCCCCAUUUAUCUUUUCCCCUUCUUUUUUGGGGGGGGGGGGGCUGCACACCUCCCCGGGUCAUCAGGCCUGAAUCUUCUCAGCCAAACCUGUUUUCUGCUGUGAGGUUUGGGGGUGGGAUGGGGAGACCGACUGUGGAAGUCCCUGAAAUAAAGUGAUGCAAUUAGCCCUCA